Molecule: messenger RNA, 2571 nt
Organism: Prorocentrum cordatum
Lineage: Eukaryota; Dinophyceae; Prorocentrales; Prorocentraceae
Source: the annotation of a GenBank genome assembly
UCGUCGUCGUCGUCGUCGUCGUCGUCGUCGUCGUCGUCGUCCUUAAACCAUCAGCGGCCCCCCCCUCCCCUCGCGUGGCCAUUUCGGCCCAAGGGUGUGUUUGAAGAUGCCGAAGGUGGAUGCGAGCAGCAGCAGCAGCUCCGAUUCUGAUGGCUCAAGUAGCUCGGACUCUAGCGGCGCGAAGGCCAAGAGGGGCAAGAAGAGAAAGGCGGAGUCGGGUGGAGGUAGUUCUGAAUCAGCAGACACCAGCAGCUCUGAUAGCGGGCAAGCUGGGAAGAAGGCGAACAAGAAGACCAAUAAGAGUAAGAAGAACCAGGGGAAGGCAUCCAAGGAUAAGUCUGGCAGGAAGAGCGCAAAGGGCGCGGACAAGAAGGGCGGCAAGAAGGACAAGAAGGCGAAGAAGAAGGCGAAGAAGAAGGCACGGAAAAAGGCGGAGAAGCUCCAGAGGAAGGUGGAUAAGGCCCUGAGGCGGGCGAGCAGGGCCGAGGAGCAGGCCAGGGAGUCCGCCCGGGAGCUGGCCCUCGGCUCCUACAGGAAGAGGGGCGCGGAGGGCACCGGCGCAGGCGUCGCGGAGGGGCCCCCGAAGAAGGCGAAGAAGGCGAAGAAGGCGGCGUCGCCAGGGCCCCGCGGCAGCUCCGAGGAGCGGGGGCGCCCCAGCACCUGCCGGCAGCGCGAGCCCGGAGCGGGGGCGCCCCGCGAGCGCGGGGCGGGCGCCCGCGAGCCCGCCGCAGCGGCGGGCCUCGCCCGCGGCGCCGGCCUGCCCGGCGCUCUGGCUGGCCCGGGCCUGGGGGCCGCGCGCUCGGAGAUCCUGGAGAUGGAGUGGAGCAGCCUCGCGGAGGGCCGCUACGAGAAGGGCUGGAGGUGCAACAGUUUCGGCGAGUGCGGCUCCGAGGGGUCUGCCUCCCGGUCCCGCUGGCGGUGGAACUGUCGGCGCUGCACCAGCGACUUCUGCGCCGCCUGCAGGGGAGAGCCCCCGGGCGGGGCCCCCGAGGAGGGCGACCCUUCGCCAGAGACGGCGUCCUCCUCCGAGGACGCGGCGCCGGAGGAGCACGCGGGCACGUCGUGCGCCGCCUGCGGCGCGGCCCCCAUCCGGGGGCCCCGCUUCGAGUGCUCCGCCUGCCGGGGCGUGAGCCUCUGCAGGAGGUGCUACAGGAAGAGGGACCGGGUGCACCCCCCAGGGCACCGCUUCUUCGCCAUGCGGGUGGUGCCCGCGGCCGCCGGCCGGCCAGAGGAGGCGCCCGCCGCCGCCGCCGCGGAGCCCAGCCCUGGCCCCGAGGAAGGCUUCGUCAUCGUGGCCCGCCAGGGCGGACCCGCGGCCGCGGCCGAGCCGGCCGCGGCCGAGCCGGCCGCGGCCGAGCCGGCCGCGGCCGAGCCGCCCGCGGCCGAGCCGCCCGCGGCCGAGCCGCCCGCGGCCGAGCCGCCCGCGGCCGAGCCGCCUGCGGCCCCGCAGGCGCACGGGGCCGCGGACGCCGCGGCGGCGCCCUCCGCGGCGGAGAUGCAGGCCAGGAUGGCCAACAUCGGCAAGGCGUACGUGCAGAGCUGGCGGCAGGAGGGGGUCCCUGGCGCGCUGGCCGGCCGGAAGGUUGCCGGGGCCCGCGUGCGCGAGGCCAAGGCCAAGGACGGGCCGCGGGAGGUGUGCCUCGUGCGCCACGCGCAGGCCCUGCACAACGCGAGGCGGGAGCACGUCGACACGCCGGACUGCCCCCUGACGGAGGAGGGCGUCUCGCAGUGCCGCGCGGCGAGGGAGUCGUGGGCAGCCCGCGUGCUCGCCUCCGCCGACCUCAUCGUGGUGUCGCCCCUGCGCCGCGCGCUGCAGACCGCCUACGAGCUGGCCGGGGGCGCGGCGGCGAGCGGCGACGGCCGCUUCCUGGUCACGCCGCUGUGCACGGAGCGCUGGUCUGCGAGGUGCGACGAGGGAACCGCCAAGGCCCGCCUGCUGUCGGAGCUGCCCUGGGCGAGCGGGUGGGGCGGGGUGGAGGAGCUGGAGGAGGAGUGGUGGCCGACCAGCCGCGACGGUGAGGCGGCCCGCAUCGGCGAGUUCAUCUCCUUCCUGCGGGCCCGCCCCGAGCGCAAGGUGGUGGUGAUCUCCCACGGGGGCCUCUUGGCCCACAUCGUGGGGUACAAGAUGAGCAACCUCAGCCACCGGACCGUGCGGACAGACGCCCUUCGGCUGACCAGACCGACCGCCAAGCUGCCUGGCAGGCGGCUGCCAGCGGGCGCCCAGUGCAGCCUCUGCCUCCACGCCGUCCAGGGCGCUGUCGCCGGCGCCGUCUGCAGCUACAGCCGGCCCGACGGCAGUGCGGGGGGCUGCGGCAAGGGCGUGUGCUGGCCCUGCAUGGCGCAGGCCUCCGCGGCGAUCUUCGGCAGGGCGCGCCUCAGCCGGGAGGACUGGAUCCUGCGCGGCGCCGGCGCGUGGUGGAUGCACGAGAGGUGCAUGACCGACGCCGACGCGAAGGCGUUCGCGAACGCCUCAGCGGCGGCGGAGCCUGCCGCGCAGGCAGCGAAGGCCGCCAGGCUCGCCGCCGACGCCGGCGGCGGCAAGGCUCUGGAGGCCUCGGGCGCGGACGCGGC